Messenger RNA from Toxorhynchites rutilus septentrionalis, 4975 nucleotides. Its product is annotated as zinc finger protein 501-like. Bases 187 to 1695 code for a protein of 502 amino acids. The transcript is spliced from 16 exons. The record is from RefSeq and is a predicted model, not a curated record. Gene Ontology annotation, cellular component: nucleus. Gene Ontology annotation, molecular function: RNA polymerase II cis-regulatory region sequence-specific DNA binding; DNA-binding transcription activator activity, RNA polymerase II-specific. NCBI's taxonomy places the organism in Eukaryota, Metazoa, Arthropoda, Insecta, Diptera, Culicidae. Gene Ontology annotation, biological process: regulation of transcription by RNA polymerase II.
CCAUCUUCAUUACCUUUUUUCCAGAACAUUGGUCUCAGUGAGCAGCUGUCAAUGAAACAAUUCCAAAGAUUCAAAUUUUACAAACGAUAGCUUAUUUUGUUUGUUUCUGAAUAAAAGAAAAAUUUUAGUAAUAGUUAGUUUUUCCAGGCUAUUACUGGAUAGUUUGAACUUUUCUGGUGUAGUGUGAUGACGCUCGUUAGUAAGAAUCUUGACCAAUGCAGCUUCUGCUCUGCUAUAUGCAAUGAGGAAUUUCGUCAAUCGUUGGUCCCCUCGAAUCUUCAUGAACAGAAACUAAAAGCUAUCCUGCAGAAAUUGAGCAGUUUCGCUUCCCAGUUAAGCAGUUAUCCUACGUGCGACAAAUGCCACCAAGAGUUCAUAACCGUCCACAACAUUCCCGAGUGCUGUUUCCUAAUUUUUCCCAGCACUGAACCGAUUACCAUCAAGAUGGAGCCAGAGUUAAUGAUUGAUGACCACAAGCCGUCGGAUAAUGAUAACGUUUUUGAGACAGAUCCUAUUAAACAGGAAACCGUAACGAAAAUCGAAGGACACAAAGGUGAACGUCCCUAUCUUUGUCCACAUUAUUCGAAGGCGUUUAUCAAUAGUUCAAAUCUCAAACUACACAUUCGAACUCAUACGGGUGAAGGUAUAUUUUCUUGUUCACAGUGUCCAAAAGCUUUUACGAGCUCUGCGUCGCUCCAAAGCCACAUUCGAACACAUACUAGUGAACGUACCUAUUCUUGUCCACAGUGUCCAAAAGCGUUUAUGAGUUCUGCAUCGCUCCAAACGCAUAUUCGGAUUCAUACGGGUGAACGUCGCUAUCCUUGUCCACAUUGUUCGAAGGCGUUUCACAGUGGUUAUAAUCUUAAAGAACAUAUUCGAAUUCAUACAGGUGAACGUCCUUUUCUUUGUCCACAUUGUUCGAAGUCGUUUAUCAAUAGUUCAAAUCUCAAAGAACACAUUCGAAUUCAUACGGGUGAACGGCCCUAUUCUUGUGCACAUUGUGCAAAAGCGUUCAUCAAUUAUUCAGCCCUCCAAAAGCACAGUCGAACUCAUACGGGUGACCUUCCCUAUUCUUGUCCACAGUGUUCAAAGGCGUUUAUCACUCCUUCAUCCCUCCAAAAGCACAUUCGAGCUCAUACUGGUAAAUGUCUAUUUUCUUGUUCACAGUGUCCAAAAGCUUUUACGAGUUCUGUGUCGCUCCAAAGCCACAUUCGUACACAUACUGGUGAACGUCCCUAUUCUUGUCCACAGUGUCCAAAAGCGUAUGUAAGUUCUGCAUCGCUCCAUAAGCAUAUUCGAACUCACACUGGUGAACGUCCCUAUUCUUGCCCACAGUGUCCAAAAGCGUUUAUGAGUUCUGCAUCGCUCCAAACGCAUAUUCGGAUUCAUACGGGUGAACGUCGCUAUCCUUGUCCACAUUGUUCGAAGGCGUUUCACAGUGGUUAUAAUCUUAAAGAACAUAUUCGAGUUCAUACAGGUGAACGUCCUUUUCUUUGUCCACAUUGUUCGAAGUCGUUUAUCAAUAGUUCAAAUCUCAAAGAACACAUUCGAAUUCAUACGGGUGAGCGUCCCUAUUCUUGUGCACAGUGUGCAAAAGCGUUCAUCAAUUGUUCAGCCCUCCAAAAGCACAGUCGAACUCAUACGGCUUCAGAUGGAACCCAUAUUCUUGGAGGCAACAGGGUGCACAACGUCUGAUAGUGUUGCUCCUCGUUUUUGCUGAAGAUGAUUAAGUUUUUGCUGAAGAUGUUGAAGUCAUCCAGGAACACCUCAACACCGGAAAUCCAAGCAUGGUGUGCAUUAGCUGUUGGAAAGCACCGAGUGCUGACUUUACACCAGGAGCCAGCCUGUUGAAGUUGAAUAGGCUCCGGUGGGUGUUGAUGGUGAGGAGUCGCUUCGAUGCAUCGUCGACUUCAACCUGUAGGUAAGCGUCCGACAGAUCGAUUAUGCUAAACGCUUUGCUUCCAGCCAACUUCGAGAAGAUGUCGUCCGGUGUGGGAAGCAGAAAAUUGUGCGCCUCCAGCAUCGAGUUCAGCCCAGUUGAGUAGUUGGCACAAAUUCGAACCUUUCCACCCGGCUUCCGAACUGCCACGAUAGGAGCUGCCUAGUCGGAGUAAUCUACUGGUGAGAUAAUGUCCAACUGCUGCAGACGAUUGAGCUCGGUUUCGACCAAGGGCGUUGUAUGGAACUGGGCGUUUGGAUCGAAAAAUCGGUCUGGCAUCUGGCUUCAGGUGAAGACUGAUUUGAGUUUUCUGGCAAUGCCCAAGAGUGUCCUGAAAAACUUCGGGAAACCGCAUGAGGAGAUGCUUUCCAGAAAAAGAAUUUAAAUUGGAUUGAUUCACUUGAUUAAUGAACGAUGACAAUGGUUUCGUCCACAUCUCGAAGAGGUCCAUCCAUUCCGAGCCGAACAGGUUGAGUCCCUUGACUGACGUUACUCGGCAUAGUCCAGGCUUGAUGACGUCGUUGACUCCUACGAGACAGGUGAAUUCCCCCAGCAGCGGCAGAGGAUCUUUGGUUGCAGAAAGUGCUUCACAGGACGAUGGCUUGAGUACAGGUGAUCCAACCUUCCUCCAGGUCUCUUCACUGAUGAUGGUGAUUGGUGAUCCACUGUCGAGUUGCAGUGUGGCUUGACGUCCGUUCAUCAUUGUCGUGACGACACGGGUGAGAUUACCGGUGUGGUUUACAGUGUGAACGAUGUUGGCUUGGUACUUGGUCUUCUUCUUCUGGUUCUUCUUACCCUUUUGGUUGGAAUUAUCCCCAGCAGGCGCGUUUGAAGUCUUGGUGAAGCAUCCGCAGUACCCUUCCUUGUGGCAAGAUUUGCACAGAUGGCUGCUGUAUGUGCAAUCCUUCACGAAGUGCAUCUGGCCGCAUUGCCAUCACGGCGUCUUUGGAGAUUUGGCUUCCGGUUUAAACGAGGGCUUGGGAGCUUUGAUGGUCUCUUCUUCUCACCGAUGGCGUAUACUGCUGCUUUCGAGCUGGCUAGAUGCUCAAUCAAGCUGGCGUCUGCUUUCAGAACUGAACUGGUCGAUUGUUAGGUUCGCAAAAUCGAAAUCUUCACACGCUCGGUUUACCUUUCCGCCGUAGGUUAUGAUGUCGUCUCCUUCGCUUUACGCUAGUUGGAGACACUGGAACCGGCGUCGGCGUUUCCACGGUGUCCUUGAACGUAACAUCCUUAGGGAGCCUUGGAAGGAUGUAAUUCAAAUACCGACUGUGGGAAGCGGUGUCCAAUUUUCGCAGCAACAGCCGAACCUUGGCUGCAUCAUCCAAAUGCUGCGCGUCGCUCUCGAAAAGGUCGGUAUAGCGUGCGAACCAUUUCUUGAAUGUGACGCCAUUUUCUGGGUUGAAAGAAAACUCGCUGAUGUUGGAAGAAAGGGCUUCCAACGUGUGUUCCGGAUUUGGCUGCCUGGGAACUGCAAACCGCUGCAAGAGUUGGGUGAUUUGCAAAAUCGCCGUUUGCAUGUCCUGGAUCGCUUCUCCGGGUGGUUCUCCUCCUCCGUGAAAAGAUCAGCGCAACACAAAACGAACACGAGGAGAAUGCGAACCGAGGGCUUCGGACAAGCGAUAGAAAAACGCGUUUAUACUGGUUGGUAAUUAAACUUGAAGUGAAUUUUAUUGUCAAGGAACGGAAGAAUAGAAACGCACAUUUAUCAGUGCUGCCAGAAGGGCUGCGUACAUGGUGUAGUCGGUUGCAUAUAAUUACACUGUUAACACCCCCCUUCAAGCCAACACACCUAAUAAUCCACGUAACUUUUCAAACUGCACUCUAGUAAGACCCUUGGUCAUAAUGUCUGCAAUUUGAUCUUCUGAUGCUACGUAUUUCAAUCGAAUUUUUCCUCUCUGCACUUCAUCCUGCACGAAACGGUAACGUACAUCGAGAUGCUUCAGACGUUUGGUCAUCUUAUCGUCUUCAGCUACGGUGAUACAAGCUUGGUUAUCUUCGUGAAUAACGAUUGGUCCACCAUUGUCUCUCUCAAAAUCCUUCAGCAACAUCCUUAACCAGAUGGCUUCCUUUACCGCACCGCUCAAUGAAAUAAAUUCCGCUUCAUCCGACGAAAGGCUACCGUCUUCUGCUUUUGUGCUGUCCAUUAUAUGGUCGAGUUGUAGACUUUAAACACGUAUCCAGAAUGGGAUUUCCGGUCUCCUAUGUCUCCAGCCCAAUCAGAAUCUGCAUAUCCUUCUACCAUUGCACUGCUUUUGCAACGUUUGAAGACUAGUUUUAAAUCGAGGGUACCUUUUAUAUACUGCAGUAUGCGCUUUGCAUGGUUCCAAUGCUCGUCGCUAGCACAACUUUGAAAAGCGCUAUAGUAAUUAACAGCUGCACAUAUGUCAGGACGUGAAGUAACUGCUACGUAAAUCAGACAGCUGAUAAGCUCACGGUAAGGCUUGGUAGUGUGCUUAGUCGGAUCAGUACAUUUACCCAGUUUCAGAUUAGCUUCCAAUGGAGUCUGUUUUGGUUUGCAAUAAGUCAUACUAAAUCGCUCUAAAAGUUUCUCCAGAUACCGCUUCUGACUGAUCUCCAUGAUGUCUUCAUCCUGUCGUCGCACGAUUGUCAAUCCCAGAAAUGUACGCACUUCGUUCAUAUCAGUCAUUUCGAAUUCAGCCUUCAACUUUUCCUUCAAUUUGUUGAUUACGUUUAGUGAGUGACAAGCGAUUAAUAUGUCAUCCACAUAAAUAAUUAGGAACAACAACUUUCCAGCGAUUAUUGCAAUGUAAAAACAAUUGUCAAUUUCACUGCGCCGAAAUCCAAGCGUCGAAACAAAUUCAUGGAAUCUAGAAUUCCAGGCUCGUGAAGCCUGUUUAAGUCCUUACAAUGAUUUCUGUAACCUCGCUACUAGGUCACCAGAAUCGAAUUCCUUCGGUAAGCGCAUAUAUAUUUCAUGAUCCUAGUGCCCGUUCAAGAAAGCAGUUUUUACAUCAAGUUGAUGAAAAUGCAUUCGCUCCCGAUUUGCAAUAGCCAGUAAAACCCGUAAUGUUGUCA